Messenger RNA from Dreissena polymorpha, 4607 nucleotides. Its product is annotated as ras-related protein Rab-11B-like. The transcript is spliced from 7 exons. NCBI's taxonomy places the organism in Eukaryota, Metazoa, Mollusca, Bivalvia, Myida, Dreissenidae. The record is from RefSeq and is a predicted model, not a curated record. Gene Ontology annotation, cellular component: endosome. Gene Ontology annotation, molecular function: GTP binding; GTPase activity. The coding region runs from base 328 to 954 and encodes 208 amino acids.
UAAGGCCGAGACAAGAUGGAUCGCAAUCGUAUAUUAGGAGAUCACCUAUUAAACAGAUAGGAUGAAUUACAAUUUAUUCCAAUAGUAUUGACAUUUCUGAUAUUGCGUAUUGAAUUGUAACCUUUACCUUCGACUGCGAUAAAAUCUAAGGAAUCCGGAUGUCCAUAUUGUACAGGAAGUCAAUUAGCAGGUAAAUAGUGUAGUGUUAAUUACAGGUAAAUAAAUAAACGUGAAUGUCAACGUUACACCGUCUUUAUUAACAGGUCUGAGUACAUACACGUAAGGGGUGCCUGUAUAUGAAGAGGUAACAAAGUUGAUUGCUUGAAUAUGACAUCAGGGACAGGGGAGGAACAGUAUGACUUCAUUUGGAAAGUUGUGCUGGUAGGAGAUUCUGGUGUGGGUAAAACCAAUCUGCUUUCAAGGUUUACACGCAAUGAGUUCAACAUGGAGAGCAAGAGUACCAUAGGUGUAGAGUUUGCUACAAGGAACAUGCAGAUCAAGGGGAAGACAGUGCGAGCACAGAUCUGGGAUACAGCUGGCCAGGAGAGAUACAGAGCCAUCACCAGCGUUUACUACAGAGGAGCUGUGGGUGCGCUUGUCGUCUAUGACAUCAGCAAGGCGGCGACAUUUGAGAACCUCAGCAAGUGGCUCGGAGAGCUAGAUGAACAUGCUGAUCCCAACUGCUGUAUUAUGAUUGUAGGAAACAAGACUGACCUGAAACACCUGCGGGAAAUAACCGCAGAAGUGGGCAGGUCCCUUGCAGAGAAACACAACUACUCAUUUAUUGAAACUUCAGCAUUAGACAACACUAAUGUAGGGGAGGCAUUUAAUAAUUUACUAGUUGAUAUAUUCAAAUUGCAAGUGGAAGCCCCACCAUCUGUGCGAGCAAGCACAACCAAGCUGGGUGAACACGAAGUGAAGAAGAUGGAACAAGUAGACACUUGUGGUUGCUAGGAUACCUGUGAACAUUGGCACAGUUUUGUAGAGGAAAAUAUUGACACAGUAUUUAAGGGAUAAGCAAAUCAAUAUAUACAUUGGCGUGAUAUGUUUUAAAUAACGAACAUACUAUUUGUUUUAGGAAAAAACACAAUAUAAAUGGAACUUCAGAUGUAUAAUUCUGAAUGAACAUUGACACAGUCAUUAAUGAUCAUGAAUAUAAAAUAUAAUUUAGGAUUAUAAUUUGAGCAAAAUAAAACAUUUAGGCCGCAUGAAUUUCAACUUUAAUUUCAUUUAAAUAUUAACAAGGACAUUUGAGCAUUUUUUAACAUUAAGUAUACAGACACAAGUUUCUUUGUUUGAUAAAAUAUCAGUUGGGACCUUUGCAUGUUUAAUUUUUCAACACAUUAUAAUUGAAAUCAUAAUGGCAUUGAGCUAAGUUUGAAGCUAUUUCUUAAUCCCUAACACUUUUUUAUGGACAUAGGCGCAUGACUGUGGAGCUAGACACACGAUGGCUGUGUUCAGAUUUCUAUUUCUUUAAAACUCUGUUUAACCUGGCCUAUAAUCAAACCAUUCCAUGAAGACAUUCCUACAUCUGAAGUACCUUUGGCAUUCAUUCUUUUAUUAAUUAAAUAUGGUGUUCAUAAACCUUUUUGCUCUUGUAUUUUGUGUUUUGUGUGUCUUUUUAAAACAAAGUCUGAAAUUCUUUGUUUGCUUAUUAAUUUUGUAAAGCCAUAUUGAAGUUGUGAUUUUGUAAUGACCUGUUCCACACAUAAGUGUGUUGCUUUGUUGAUUGUUGGAACAGAAUAUGCCUAUGUUUUAUUUAUGUGAAAGUAUGCUUAAAAUGUUACCUGAUAUCAGACUGUGUGAUGUUUUCAAUACUGUAAUUACUCUUAGUGUUUGGACACUUAAGUUUUAGCUAAAAUAGUAAUUUUUUGGUUCAUUUUUUUCUUCAGAUUUUCCACUUUAAUUAAUUACUGUAUUUGUUCACAGUUUUGUAUAUGACUACAUCAAACACAAUGAUAUUAUUUUAAACUCAUUGCAAAUAUAUCCUUAAAUAAGUAUAAGACAGUGUCUAGAACUUAUUUGAUGAAAUUAAAACUAUGCUAAUGAAUAUUUAUUUAACAUUAUGACAUACAUUUGAUCUGGCUUGGUUGUAUUUUUAUAUUUUUGUAAUCUCUGUGAUUUUAAAUUUGGCUUUUUUAUUUCUUCAUUUAGAUUUAGAUAAAGUUGAUUUACUAGUAUAGUUAUUUUCUGGUGCUUGACAUAAGACGGUUAGUUUUAAUGUACACUUACUAAAUCGGCUUGUUUUCUUUGCGUGUGCAUUGUUUGUUUGUGCUUCAAAGAGUAUUUUUCAAUACUAUUGUAGGCAUUAAAGAUUGUUAUUAACCUAAAUAUUUGAUAAUUACAAAACAUGAUGUGAUUCUAAAGAUUGUUAUUAAUUAACAAACACUAGUUCGUGUGUGAUAGCAAAAAAUCAGGGAGAUUUAACAAUAGCUAUGCAAUAAGUUUAAUUGUGGAUGUAAAUUUUUGGCUCGUAGUUUUAACUUGAUUGAUUUUUACUCAAAUAUUGUUUGGAGCAAUUGUUAAAUACACUGUUUUGUAUAACAUGUUAUUUUCUCUGGAGUAACAUUAACAACUGCAAUAUUGUGAAAUACAUUACUCUGACACAGUAUUAGAUGAAAAUACACAAGUUUUUCUCAAAUGCAUAUGCCUAAAAUCAUUUAUGCCGUCCCAAAUUAGCCUGUGCAGCACUGGCUAAUAAAUGAAGAAACUUUCAGACCAGACUGGAUUUUUAAUAAGAAGAGGCCUUUUGUAAAAAAAUAAUCAUUAAAAGCUGAAAGUUUCAUCCCUUAUAAGCCUGUGGGGAUUGCACAUGCUAAUAGGUAUAUUUUACGCACAUGCAUUAAGCCCCAUUUUCUCAGAGCGGGGCUUGUAGUGCACUCAAAUACAUAUGUAUACAUUCACAAGUUGAUAUUGCUAAGACUCUUUGAUUCCCAUUCCCCAAUAUGUUCAUUUAUAAAAAAUCUUAAGACCAUGUGUUUUAAGUAUUGCAUGCAUUUGAUUGCAAAAUUGUUGUUCAUCUAAAAAUCACAUUUAAAUCCUACGCUUCAUACAAUUUUAUUUAUGACAUUUGUAUGACCAUGUAUAUAAAACAUUGUAUAGAAAAGGAUUUUUGUAUAUUUUAAUACAUGGCAUUGCUUGCAUGAUUUUUCAUGCAAUCAUACACAUAUGUUAGCUUAUUAUUGUACAUAUCACAAUCAAUUCCAAUGAAAAACAUACAAAAUGAACAUGUUAGGUUAAUCUUGCAUGCUUGAUAGAUGGCCUGUUUUUGUAUUUUUACUGACUUUUUUGUUAAUUAUUUUGAUAUAUUUGUUGGUUUCUUCGUGUUUUCACAUGAACGCUCUACUCACAUUCUCCAUGUUAUUGAUAUGUAUUACUCUUCAUAGCUGAUUUAAUAAUAACUGGUGUUGUUUCAGAAUGGUUGAUACAUAGCAACCAUUUGGAAAAUUUACUGCAUUUUUUAGGUGUUCCUAUUAUUGACAUUUUGAUAUAUUUCAUUAAAAAGUUGGAGGCUGUAAAUGAAGUGUUUAGAACACACACAUUUAUACUAGAGUUUAUUAAAUAUGCACAAUAAUAGGGGGAGAUUUUUCCAUUUAACAGAUUUCCCUUCAUUAAAAUUAUAUACAUUUCAUCAUAAGAUUAUUCCAAAUCAGCUUACCAUUAUGCUAAAACAUAUAUAUUAAAAUGUGCAUAAGAAUUACUAUAGGAAAUGUGUUUUUUUUUAUAUCAGCUAUUGAAUCAAGGAUUGUGGAAUCAUUCAUAUAAAAUGUUAUGUGAAAGGUUCUUUAAAAAUAUCUGUAGAUUUUACAGUUGGAAUAAAAGCAUAAAUUAUAAACAACUUUUAUAUUGUAUAUACUUUACGAAAUGCAUUCUUUGUAACAUUUCAAGGUUUUGACGGUUUGGGAUUACAUUUAUUAAAAAACUAAUCUCUUAACAUUUAAAAAAAAAAUAGUUUAUGAUAAAAAUAAGAAAAUUACAAAGAAACACUUUCACAAUAUUAAACAAAUGUUACUUUCUUUCCUAUUGUUUUGCAUGUAUCGUUCAAAGGUACUUGAUAACUCAGUCUACACUUUUAACAAAGAUCUGGUAGGUUUACCCUAUUCUAGUUUUUUAUACAAAAAUAAAUAUAUUUUAUCUACAUAGGUCUGAACACUUGUAUUCUACUUUGUAUAUAUUUAUAUAUGUAUUUAUGGAUAUAAUGUGUUUUAAAUGAAUUUUUUUUCAAGGGUUUGUUAAAAGUAUUAAAGGUGAUAUUUUCAAUUUCAAGUGUACAAACUGAUUACAACACUAUUGGUCAGUCCCACACACAUAUUAAAUACACUUUCAAAUGUGUUAUGCUACCAAUACAUUGUACAUUAUUUGUUGUGAUGAACAACAUAUUACAAUUUUCAACUAAGUAAAAGUAAACAAAACAACAUAUUUCAUGUUUUAAGAUUAUUUUAAAGAUAUGAUAUAAAGCAAAUGUGCUAGAAGUAAUUUUGAAAUGCUUUUCUAACUAGUUUGUGCACAGUCUCAACAGGGGAUAUGAUUUUCCCUGUAAUAAAUGCUAAAGGUAUACUCCCUUCUUUUGAUUGAUAUAACUUAUUAAUAAAAAAUAUUUUUCAUAA